AUGCCUCCUAAGCAACCUCACGAUUUUGAUGAUUUAAUGCUUUUAGAAGCAACACCCGAACAAGCUAUCAUGACCAACCAAAAUUCUUACGCGACAUGGGGUUACCCUCAACUAACUUUGGAACAAUAUCUUGAACGUGAGAAACUUUUGGCAAAUCAGGAAUUCACGGGAGAAAAUUUUAAGGUCUGGGUUCUCAUGUCAAGAAAGGAACAGCAGGAACAUCAAGGAAAAAAUGAUGCUUCUGCCAACAAUAACCCGACCAUUCUUUCGGCAUGUGAAACAUUUAAGAGAAAAGCCUUGAUAGUGGAUAGAUCGGGAGAAGUUAUAGAAACAAUAUGCUACGGCAUCGCAUCCGUAUUCACACCACCGCACUUGAGAAAUAAGGGAUAUGCCUCGACAAUGAUGAAGUUAUUAACCGGCAUUUUGGAAAAACAGUUUAAAGCGGAUUUUUCAUUUCUCUUUAGUGAUAUUGGUCCGAAUUUUUAUCAAAGAUUCGGUUGGAACGUUUUCAACAAUAAAGAAAUCAGAUUUAGUAUAGAUGGUGGUGAUGCUUCUGGAGAAGGGCCGGGGAAUAUGGAGUUGGGCGAGAAUGUGUCUGUCAGUCCGAUCCGAGAAAGUGAUUUAGAACGAAUAACUCAACUUGAUUGUCAACUUGUUCGCCAGGAACUUUUAAAAGUGGAUCACCGAGCCUUGGUGGUACUUCCAAAUAAACCUUCUUACGUUUGGAUGUUUGAAAGAAGUAAAUUUUACGCAAGGGUUACUGCAAAUACCGAAAUCACAAUCUUUGGCGUCGAAUUGGUUCGAGCGUUCGACGAAAAGGAAAAGCAAUUGGUCGGAUUUAUUAUUUGGUUUCACGAUUUUAAUGAACAAAAAUUGGUUGCUCUCAGGUUUCGGAGUUACAGCAAGCAAGCCGCCAAGAUUUUGGUCGCGCAAGCAAAACAGGAAGCUCGCAAGUAUAAUCUAAAACAAGUAGUUUCGUGGAAUCCUGAUAUGACAUUAUUCUCUGGAGAGGAUGGGGAAUUGGUAGAGCGAGAGGAUUCCUUGCCUAGUUUGGCAUGGUACAAAGAUUGGGAUUCUAAAGUGGAGUGGUUAUUGUUGGAGAAAGCUUUCAAAGGUUUACGUCCCCAUCAUCAGUUUUGGGGUCGUCGAUAUUCUACAGCCGCCACUCGGGUUGCUUGUGAGCCAAAUGAACCUUCGUUUUUGGAUUCAGUUCAAAUAUAUUUUGAAAAGGCUGCAGGACUCAGUAAUGCGUCACCAAAGACUUUGGAUCAUCUCAAGGCUUCCGAUUGCACACUCAAAGUCACAUUUCCAAUUGAGGCAAGAGGAGAAGGAUUGUUUAUUGUUGAUAACGGUAAAGUUGAGGUUCUGACCGGUUACAGAGUUCACCAUUCUCGUCAUUUAUUACCGGUCAAAGGUGGAAUUCGGUUUUCACCUGAAGUUGAUGAACAAGAAGUGGCGGCAUUGGCCGCUCUCAUGACUUAUAAGUGCGCCGUUGUGGACGUUCCGUUUGGUGGAGCAAAGGGUGGUAUUACUUUGGAUCCUAGUAAAUUCACCGAAAAUCAACUAGAGAGAGUCACGCGCCGUUACACCAUGGAGUUGUGUCAGAGGGCGUUCAUUGGUCCCGGAGUUGAUGUACCCGCGCCUGAUGUGGGGACAAGUGCUCGUGAGAUGUCAUGGAUCAUGGAUACCUAUAGGCAAUUUCAUUCUAACGAAGUGGAUUCGAUUGGAUGUGUUACCGGAAAACCGAUAUAUUUGGGUGGUGUCAGGGGUAGAAAUGAGGCCACCGGGUUGGGUGUUUAUUAUGGCAUCAGGGAGUUCCUCUCAUAUCCGGAAAUUCAAAAAUCUACUGGGCUAAGUGGCAAUAUCAAAGAUACAAGCUUUGUCAUACAAGGGUUUGGUAAGGUGGGCUACUGGGCCGCAAAAUUUCUCGAGAUCAAUGGAGGAAGAGUGGUUGGUGUUGGUGAGAGAGAUUGCGGCGUAUAUAAUGCCGAUGGAAUAAAAGUAGAUGAAUUGUUUGAGUAUCAUAAAGCCAAUCGUUCGUUCCGAGGUUUUCCAAACGUUGAUAUUUUAGAGGAUCCUUUAAAGAUUCUCGAAGUGGAGUGCGAUGUUCUAAUUCCGGCCGCACUUGAACGUCAGAUCGGACUUAAAAAUGCCGAUUACAUCAAGGCUAAAAUUAUCGGUGAAGCAGCCAAUGGUCCCAUAACUCCAGGGGCCAAUGACAUUAUGUUGAAUAAAGGAAUUCGUAUUAUACCAGACUUGCUAUUAAAUGCCGGGGGUGUGACGGUUUCAUACUUUGAAUGGUUAAAAAAUUUGUCACACAUGAGAUUCGGAAGGAUGACCAGAAAAUGGGAUGAGCUGGGUAAAACGAAAUUGGUGGAAUUAAUAGAGACCAUAAUUGAACAAAAGGUUUCGGACCUGGAAAAAAUGCAUAUCAUACAUGGGGCGGAAGAAGUUGACCUAGUCUAUUCGGGAUUGGAGGAUACUAUGAUGGGUGCAUGCAAGGAAACCAGGAUUACCGCUCUAAAAAGGAAAACGGAUUAUCGAACUGCUGCAUUUAUAAACGCCAUAGAAAAAAUUGCCACGGCCUAUGAAGGAUCAGGAAUGAUGCUGAUGAAUUAA
Messenger RNA from Acaulospora colombiana, 2619 nucleotides. The record is from the annotation of a GenBank genome assembly. Lineage: Eukaryota; Fungi; Glomeromycota; Glomeromycetes; Diversisporales; Acaulosporaceae.